Messenger RNA from Diversispora eburnea, 207 nucleotides. NCBI's taxonomy places the organism in Eukaryota, Fungi, Glomeromycota, Glomeromycetes, Diversisporales, Diversisporaceae. The record is from the annotation of a GenBank genome assembly.
CAAAGUACACUUGAAGGUCUUUUUGGAAUAAUUCGAGAACUGGGUAAAGAUUCCUCAACACAAAUACUGAAAUCCUAUGGCCAUGCAUUAAAUAAAUAUCAAAUUACAGCAUUAGUUUCAUCCAAAAUAAAAAGUUUUAAUUAUGGAAAUACUAGUUGCAAUGGAUAUGAAAUUAGUAAUUUAACAAGAAGGAUUAUUGAAAAAUAA